AGCAAAGUAUGCUGAAUCAAUUAGAAUUGGUUUAUUCCAUCGUUUUGCUUUUUAUUACCGUCAUUAUGCUCUUUCAUUGAGGGAUUGUCUUGUCUUGCCUUGCCUUGCCUUUACCUCGUCUUGUCUUGUUUUGUCUUUGGGAUUGUUUUUGUCUAGUAUAUUGGUUUUGUUUGUUAAUGUAUCCCUCAUUCUUAUUAUUUAUUAGUUCAUUUUAUUUAUUUAUUUUAAUUUAGCCUAUUUAAUAUAAAACUUUAUCCAUUCCAGUAUGAAAGUAAUAGGUUUUUGCAGACAAAAAUUUGAGUCACGUGAAAACAUCGAUCGCUAUAAUUUUUUUUUUUGGACUAAUUUUUCAACAAUUUGUCAAUAGAUCAGUUUAGUCAUAAGAUUAAGCAAUAAGAAUAACGAUGUUGAGAUCAUUAGGUAGAGUUAAUGGAUCAAUAUUGAUCAAUGGUAUCAAAUCCCAUCAAUCUAGAUCUGUUUUAGCUUCAGUUUCAAAAAUUUCGUCACCUAAAGUUCAAUCAGUAAGAUUUCAAUCAAGUAAUAAUAAUCAACCACCUCAAGAAAUAUUCACCAAAUUAUCUGAUUCAAAAGAUCCAAAUCGUAAUCAAUUUUUCCAAUAUAGUUGGGGUUCAUGGUUAAAGAAUGAUAAGUUGGAGAAAUUAAGAAGAGAAACCAAGUUUUCCAUUGAAGGGAUUAGUAAAUUAUUCCAAGAUAUCAAUAGUAUUAGAUCAUCAAUUUCAUCAACUGAAAUCUCUAAACCUAAACAAUUGAAUGAUGGAACUGUGAUUUUAAAUCAUAAUUUAAGUGAGGAAUUAAUUGGUGAAAAAGUUAGUAAUGCUGUGAUGCCAAUUAAAUCAAUCGCAAGUAUUCAUGAAGGUAAACAUCAUAGAAUUUAUAAACUUACUUUAGCCAAUGGUAAAGAAUUAGUAUUAAGAAUUCCAUAUAAAUUAGAAUCUGAAUUCUCAAUCUCUCAAAAGAUUAAGAGUGAAGUUGCUACUUUAGACUUCUUAGAUUUGAAAUUGAAUUUAAAGGUUCCAAAAGUGAUUGCUUAUAGUGAUUCCAAAUUAAAUAAUUUAAAUUCUCCAUUCAUCUUAAUGGAAUUCAUUCCAGGAGAUUUAUUAAUGAAGAAAUGGAAUCCAUUAGCUGCUGAUUCGGAACAAUCAGAAUCUGAUUUAAAAUCGGUCAUCACUCCAAUUUCAGAAUUCCAAGAUAAACUCUUAUCAAUCACGUUUAAUAAAUUUGGUUCAUUAUAUUUCAAAAAUGAUGUGACUCCAUUACAAGCUAAUGAUUUACCAUAUGAAGGAGAAACCAAUCCUGAUUUAAAGGAUAGAUGGAGAAUCGGUUCAAGUAUUGAAAAAUCAUUCUCUAAGCAUAAGAAUUUAUUAUCUGCCAAACAAAUUAAUGAAUUAAAUGGUCCUUGGGAUUCCGAUAAACCCCUGGAAUUAAUCACAUCGAUUGCUGCUAUUGAAUUAGAAAACUUGAAAACAAGAUUCUCUUUAUCACAAGCUGAUUCAGCUAAGGUAGUUGAAAAUGAAGAUUUAAUUCAUAAACAGAUCACAGCAUUUGAGAAUUUUAAAACCAUAAGUUCAAAAUUAUUCAAUUCAAAUUCCAAAUCAAUCAUGAAUGUGGAUGAAUUAUUCAAACCAAGAUUAUUCGCUCCUGAUUUAGAUCCUCUUAAUGUUAUUGAAAAAGAUGAUGAAUAUUAUUUCAUUGAUUUUGAAUAUUCCACUAUAAAACCAUUCAUCUUUACUAAUUAUCCAAAUUUCCUUACUUAUAAUGGAGCCAAGAUUUAUGAUUUAGAACAAGAUAUUCCAGGAUAUGCUGAAAUGGAUGAAGUUGAAAAACAACAAUAUCAAUUCAUGUAUUACAAAACUAGAAAUGAAAGAUUAUGGGAAUUAGAAUUAAAUUCAAAGAGACAUGAUUUAAUUGCCAUUGCAUCUCCUCAUAUCAAAGCAUUAAAGGGUCCUUAUGUUCAAGCUUUAGAAUUAAAGACUGAUAAGGAUUAUUUAUAUGUGGAAGGAAGUAUUAUUCAAUUACAGGCUAUGUGGGAAGCAUAUGUUGCCAAUGAAUUAUGUAAUAGUAGUGAAAAUGAAUUCCCUAUAAAGUAUAGUGCUGAAUAUUUAGAUCAACAUCAAACUGAAUUAGAAGAGUAUCAAUUAGAAGUGGUGUCGAGUCCAUUUGCUGCUACUGGAGGAUGGAUUCCUCAAGAUAUGUUCAAUACUCUUAAAGAGAGUGAAAUCAUUGUUGAAGAUGAAUUUGGUAAUUAUACCAUUGAAACUGAAAAGGCCUUGGCUGAUGAACCAAAACCAUAGUUAAUAAAGUAGUUAUAAUUAAUAGAAACCUUG
Molecule: messenger RNA, 2345 nt
Organism: Scheffersomyces coipomensis
Lineage: Eukaryota; Fungi; Ascomycota; Pichiomycetes; Serinales; Debaryomycetaceae
Exons: 1
Coding region: 405-2312 (635 amino acids)
Cellular component (GO): mitochondrion
Source: RefSeq, a predicted model, not a curated record